Molecule: messenger RNA, 1467 nt
Organism: Moesziomyces aphidis
Lineage: Eukaryota; Fungi; Basidiomycota; Ustilaginomycetes; Ustilaginales; Ustilaginaceae
Source: the annotation of a GenBank genome assembly
AUGCUCGGAUCAAGACCGAUGAACGGCGACGUGAAGCUGACCGGCUUGCCACCCAUUCGGCAAGCUUCCGACACUUGCGAACCCCCCACUGCAGGCAACACGGCAGAGCCGGAGAAGCCGAGUUGGCCAGCAGAGGCGGCCGUCCCAUACGAAGAGAAAUGCGCUUCGGCUCGGCCGUUUCGCACUUUUGACUUUGACGGCACCCGCGUCGAGGUGCAGGCCAGGGCAGCGCAGUGCCGUGCCGUGCGGUGCGGUGCUGAGUCUCGCUGGCUUGUUGGGCUGCACUGCCGUGGAGAAUUCUUUUCGACAUCUGGCUGGGGCAGCUGGCCUGGCAGCUGCGCGUCUGGUGGUGUCGAUUCGCAGUCGGCGGCCGAAGACCAUCUUCAAUCCACCAUCUUCGUCCACCGCAAACUUGCAACAAUGCGGCCAAUCCUUCUCUCGGGCCACGAGCGUUCGCUCACCCAGAUCAAGUUCAACCGCGAGGGUGAUCUGCUCUUCUCGGUCGCAAAGGACCCCGUCAUCAACGCCUGGUUCUCUCACAAUGGCGAGCGCCUCGGAACCUACGAGGGCCACAACGGUACCGUAUGGACCGUCGACGUAGACUCCACCUCCACCCUCCUCGUCUCGGGCUCCGCCGACAACCAGAUGCGUCUCUGGGAGGUCGCAACCGGCAAGUGCCUCUACGUCUGGGAGUUCGCCACCGCAGCCAAGCGCGUCGCCUUCUCCGAGGACUGCACCCAGGUGCUCGUCGUCACCGAGGCGCGCAUGGGUCAUCGCGGCGCCUUGCGCGUCUUCCGCAUCAACCGCGAUCCGGCCACCUGGACGCAGCAGUCGGCCGAGCCCACGCGCACCAUCACCUUCUCGGGCCCCAAGGCCGUCGUCGCCGCGUUUGCGCCGUGCGACCAGUACAUCAUCACCGGCCACGAGAACGGCAAGGUGGCGCUCUACUACCACGACGACAAGGAGCCCGAGAGCGGCAUCGACGCCGAGCUCGAGGAAAACUCCACCGACGCCCACCCGGGCGAGAUGAUCUCGGACCUCCAGAUGAGCGCAGACCGCACAUACUUCACCACCUCCUCCAGGGACAAGACGGCCAAGCUCAUCGACUCCAAGACGCUCCAGGUCAUCAAGACGUACGCCACCGAGACGCCCUUGAACUCGGCCUCCAUCCACCCGACCAAGCCGUUUGUCAUCGUCGGCGGUGGUCAGGACGCCAUGAACGUCACCACCACCUCGGCGCGCCAGGGCCGCUUCGAGACGCGCUUCUGGCACAAGGUGUUUGAGGAGGAGUGCGCGCGUCUGCCCGGUCACUUUGGCCCCAUCAACACCAUCGCCAUCCACCCCGCCGGCACCGCGUACGCCUCGGGCGGUGAGGACGGCUACGUGCGUGUCAACUGGUUCGACCCCGGCUUCUUCAACUCGAAGCUCUACGGCGCCGACCUGGAGCUGGCGCUCGAGGACCAAUAG